Paramecium octaurelia is the source of this 1390-nucleotide messenger RNA. The record is from the annotation of a GenBank genome assembly. NCBI's taxonomy places the organism in Eukaryota, Ciliophora, Oligohymenophorea, Peniculida, Parameciidae.
AUGUCAUAAGCGAAAAUCGUCUCAGUAAGUGAAACAAACAAUAUCUAUAAAUGGCUGGUCUUAACUAGCUUCUCAUUGAACUCGUAAACAUUAUUUUUAAGCUUAGAAUAUCCAAUAUCUUUAUCUACAGUGCAUUAACUCCAAUUUGGUCAUCUGUUGCCAUCUAUUAUAACGUAACAGAUUAUGAUUUAAACUGGUUUUCAAAUAUGUACUUCAUAUCAUUAUUCACAACCACUUUUGGUUUCAAUCCAUUUAUUUUAAAAUACUUUGGUCAAUCACAAAUUUUUAGUUGUAUUCUCACAACCUCAGCACUUUGGAUUUUAUUGAUAUCGGGAAACAAUUUCACAAUGGGAUUGCUAUGCUUUGCACUCUUAGGAUUGGGAGAAUCUCUCUAUUACUAAGUUCCACUACGUAAAAAAAGAAAAUAAAAUAAUUGUAGAUUUAUCAAAAAUAUGGUUCCCCCACGAGGAGCGAGCCCUUUCAACAUUUAUAGGAUAAUAUUCAAAUAGUAUUGGUAUAUUGAUAAGCACCAUCAUUUCAUUUUACUAUUUUUAUGAAGUGGUAUAAUUAUAAAAUAAUUUAAGGUAGAUGAAAAUGAAUUUCAAACUAGGUAUUAAAAUUUAAUAUUCGCAACAGCAGUUUUUGCUUCUAUCGUUUUGGUUUGCAAUCUUAUUACUCUCAAAAAACCAAUUAAUCAGAAGGAUUCUAUUUAAAUACGAGAUUCUCUUUGGAUAUCAAUGAAAAAGAUUUGCACUGCUGAAGAAGCUAUCUUCGACCUCCUCUCUUUUUCAGUUUGUAAAUUUAUAAACUCAAAUUAGUCAUUGGUGUAGGUUGGAGUUAUUCAGCUCUGUUUAACAUCUAGUAGUACAAUAUUGGAUACACAACGUUAGAGUUAUUUUAAACCAACGUUUGUUAUUAGAUUGGUGGGAUCUUGAUUGCAGCUUUUUACACUUGGAAAUUGCACUCCUAAUCACAACAUGGACUACAGUAAAGUUAUGACAAAUACAUGAAAUACAUAGUUUCAAUAGGGUUUUGGGCACUUGCAAUAGAGAUUAUCAUUUUUGACUAAGUUCCUUUCUUGAUCCUAGAAAUUCUGAAUUUUUUAGUAGGUUGCGGUUUUGGGGGAUAUUAUUCAAUAUUACUUGAAUCACUUUAGGAAAAACAUUUUCCUGCAUAGGAAUUAGCAAUAGGAAGUGUACUCAGUGCAGUAUCAUGUGUAAGGCUAUUUAAAAUAAAAAAGAUCGCUUCAGUAUUAGUUAUAAUGAUCCUAGGAUUACCAGAAUUCUAGAAAUAUGGAUUUUAAAUCUCAUGUUACUUAUUAAUAAUGCCAUUUUGCUUUAUUUUAGUAUUUUAUAAAACACAGUUCAAAAGAUUUGAAUAAGAGGCUUGA